AUGGCAAAAUCAUUGUCCGAGCAGAUUGCCGCUCUUGCCAAUAAACCAGCGGUGCAAGACUACGAUAUAGAAGAUAACGAAAGAGCGGUUUUUGAGCACCAGGAUCAUAAUGGUGACGAUGAGUCUGAGGCCGAAUCCGAAGACGGACAAUUGGCCAAAUCUCACUAUGUGAACGUUGGAAAAUCGGAUAUAAGAGACCAAGGCAUCGCACUAAGAGACGAGAAAUAUCAAGGAACAAAGGGAUCCAGAAAUAAUGCCUAUGAGGCACCUACGUUGGAAAGUUCAGGGGAGGGUUCGCAAGAUUCGGAAAAUGAUGGAGAACAGUCCGAAAGCGAAGUGUCAGCGGACGAUAGUGGUGUCUCUAUGCGUACAGAUUCAGAAGACGAGGAAAUAGAAGAAGAGGGGGAGGCAAGCGAAGAAGAAAGCAACUUAGGGGCUGUCGAAGAUGAUGAGGAUACAGAGUUGAAACGUCAAAGACUGGCAGAGAUUGUACGGCAAGAAGCCCGCUCUGCCGCAAACAAGCUUUCAGAAACAACGCAUAAAGAUGCAGUCAAGGGUUUCGCCAUCCUGGAACAAUACUGCAUUUUUGACCAUAUUCUAGAUGCCCGAAUCAAGCUGCAGAAAGCUGUCAAUGCUGCCAACGAGCUUCCACUCACAAACCUAUCGUACGAGAAAUAUUUGCAAGAGUCUUCCAAAAACGAAAAGCUCAUUUCCAAGACGAUGAAGUUGCUGGAGAAAGUUAUGGGUCAAUUGGUUGACUUUCGUGGCGAGUUUCAAGUCAACGAAAAGAUAUCCUCCACCGGAGAUGGUUCGAAGACAUCUUCUACAGUGCACAAGAGAAGUUUUACAGAGCUAUGCGAUCAAUCGCAUAACCUUGACGCUCAAUUGAAGGAAUAUCGUAACGCCGUUCUCCACAAGUGGUCUCAGAAAGUUGCAUCGGCAUCUGGAAAGUCUAUCAUGUCUUCAUCCAAGUUCAAAGCCAUCCACCAGCCGGCAGACGUUCAAGUGGAAAAUCAACUCGCCGAUACCUCAAGACUUUUAAAACGUACUAGACUCAACAGAAGGAAUGUCGCUGCUCUUGGAUUCGAGGAAGAUCUAGAAAAGGGUGACCUCGAAGAGCUCAAACCGGUGGUUGACUCAGAAGCAGAGAAUUCUUCCGACGAAGAUCUCGAUAUUCCCAAGAAUUACGAUCCAAGGAAAAGGAACAAUAAAAUCAUGGACACUAGUGAUAAUCCUUAUAUUUUUGACGAUGAAGACUUCUAUCGUGUACUGCUGAAUGAUCUUGUCGACAAGAAGAUUGCUAGUGCACAAAAUGAAAGCAGUGGCGUUACCAUUGCCAUGACGUCUCGGUCCAAUAAUAAGAUUAAAAAGAACGUUGAUACGAAGGCCUCGAAGGGCAGGAAACUUAACUUCACCAUUCAAGAACCAAUUGCAAAUUACGAAGCUCCAAUAAAUAGAGGGUUCAAAUGGUCGGACGAACAAAUAGAUGAGUUCUGUGCCGGCCUGCUAGGGCAGCGCAUAGACUUCAAUGAAGAGUAUGAGUCCCAGGAAGAACACGAACAACCAGCUGACCUGGACACCACAGGUAUUCAAAUUUUUGGAUAG
Molecule: messenger RNA, 1605 nt
Organism: Lachancea lanzarotensis
Lineage: Eukaryota; Fungi; Ascomycota; Saccharomycetes; Saccharomycetales; Saccharomycetaceae
Gene: BFR2
Product: LALA0S09e01684g1_1
Exons: 1
Coding region: 1-1605 (534 amino acids)
Biological process (GO): maturation of SSU-rRNA from tricistronic rRNA transcript (SSU-rRNA, 5.8S rRNA, LSU-rRNA)
Cellular component (GO): nucleus; nucleolus
Source: RefSeq, a predicted model, not a curated record